AUGACGUUGCGUUCACUGGUUCACGAUGGUGGAUUCUACAUCGAGACGGCCCGAGCGCAUUGGGCAGCCCAAUUUACCUUCACUCCCGCGGAAUACCUCUCAGGUUUGUUUCAGCUUGCCUUGCGGUACCAUUUCCAACUAACUAUGAACUCGGGUACGACUGCUGAGGCCUGGGAACGAGUCGUUAAGGGCCCCUUUUCACGGGUAACGACUAGCCAGGGACCUCCUAACGGGGUUACAUAUGGCCGCAUUGCACGAGCCAAGCUAUGCUUGAACAUCGCAGCCCUCCCUAUUCCCCAUGACAGAAUGCUGUGCACUUAUGUCCCGUAUACCAGACCGGGUUCGCAGCAACCACCUUACUUUGACUACAUGCGCGACGUCUCCGGACAACCCGAGGCUCAGAGCUCCGGUAGUGCGAGACGGCAGCACCGUGAACGAUCUGCAACUAAUCAUGUUAUACCCUCGCAAGGUGUGGACUAG
Molecule: messenger RNA, 480 nt
Organism: Colletotrichum phormii
Lineage: Eukaryota; Fungi; Ascomycota; Sordariomycetes; Glomerellales; Glomerellaceae
Exons: 4
Coding region: 1-480 (159 amino acids)
Source: RefSeq, a predicted model, not a curated record